AUGGACUCGUCCGAAGAAAACAAGCAGCAGAGUACCGCCGACAUGGAAUCCGCAAAAAGCAACAACAAGGAACAACGCCCCGCCAACAUGGAAUCCGCAGAAAGCAAAGACAGCGCUGAUGAAGCAUCCACUCUGAUUUAUGGCUUGAAAAUUGACACGGCAGCCACAGAGGUGACCGCGGCACCAUCUGACGUUUCUUCGCUUCCGCCCACCCCAGCCACCCCUGCACCAGAACGAGAAGUAAAUCCCAAAUUUUUGUGCGGAGGUGAUUUUGUUUUUACAGUGGUGGCCGCGACGACGACCGAGCCGGAAUGUAUUGAGGCGGCGACGAUUGCGUUUCUCUUUUGUCAUGAUGGCAAGAAAUACGGAAUGACUGUCGGGCAUUUGAAGCCUUCCACACGGGGAUCGAUUCUACGCUUUUUGCUUUUGCAACAAACGAAGCUAUGGCUGUCAAAAUUGGACAUGUGGUGGCUUUUUCGCUCUUCACCGAUUCUUUGA
Molecule: messenger RNA, 498 nt
Organism: Seminavis robusta
Lineage: Eukaryota; Bacillariophyta; Bacillariophyceae; Naviculales; Naviculaceae
Source: the annotation of a GenBank genome assembly